AUGACAUUAGAGCUCAAUAUUUUUAAUGUGUGCAAACAUCCAGGGAAUGUUGAUGAGGAUGUACAUGAGGUUAAUAUGAUUGAGUCUCUUGUUCCAAGCAAAGUAUAUGAUUCUUCUUUGUUUGAUCCACUUGAAGCACGCUUGCUGGAACAAUCUUCUUUGUUAGAAAUGAAUGAAAAUAAUUCUGAAAAUUUUGAAUUCAUUAAUUGGUUGAAUUCUUCAAAGGUUCUUGAAAUGAAGGAAUCGAGACAGAAAUUUGAAGAACUUCCUCCAAAAACCAAUCCAGCAGUUCCAUCUAGUAAUAAAACUCUCAAGCUUGACUUGAAGGAAGAUUUGAAUG
Molecule: messenger RNA, 340 nt
Organism: Ilex paraguariensis (yerba mate)
Lineage: Eukaryota; Viridiplantae; Streptophyta; Magnoliopsida; Aquifoliales; Aquifoliaceae
Source: the annotation of a GenBank genome assembly